AACUAAUUACUAAUUAAUUAACUACAUUAGGUGGGUAUGGACACCCUACUCCAGGAAUCCUUCCCAGAGUUGGACCCCUGUAUUCAGGAGUACCUCCUGGGCAUGCUUGAUGAUGACACUACAGUAGAGGAUUUAACAUCAUCAGAUGACCUGUUCGACCUGAUUGGGCCGUUUAUUUUGAACGGUUGUUCAGAUGUGAAGGAGGGAAAAGUAAUGAAGCUGUGUGCGGCAAUGUAUGACACCCUCAACAUACCCACCUCCAACAGUCAGCAGACCAUUCUCAGCGCUCCAAUCCAGAUUUCUAACAUGACAAUCGCCGACACCAGCCAGCUGAGCGGGAACAUCUGGAAGGCCACAAAAGGAGAAAACUCAACAAUUGUGAACAAACAGAAACUGGAGAAGGCAGAAGCUAAGCAGCGGGAGAAAGCGGAGAAGAAACUGUUUAAUGAAGCAAACAAGAAACCACCUCCUAAAGCUGUGCACAACGACUCAGGAACAGUGCAGCAGGCAGUAAACAAGAAGGACCAGUAUCUGACGGCUAAAAGUGAUAUCCACAUUAACAACUUUGAUCUCAUGUAUGGAGAGAAGAAACUGCUCAUGGAUGCCAGUCUUACAAUCAAUUACGGACACAGGUACGGUUUGGUUGGAAGGAACGGUUACGGAAAGUCUACACUGAUGAACGCAAUAGCAAAGAGAGAACUGGCAGUACCUCCUGCUGUUUCUUUGUUACAUGUCGCUCAGGAAGUGGAGGGAACUGAUGUACUGGCUAUUGCUAGUGUACUGGAGUGUCACACUGAACUAGCUGAGCUGAGGAGAAGGGAGAAGGUCGCUCAGGAUACACUGGCUAAGGAUGAAAAUAAUGAAGCUGCUGGAAAGGAACUCUCAGCGGUGUUUGCGAAGUUAGGAGAAAUUGAGGCAGACAAGGCGGAGUCCCAAGCUGCUACUAUUCUAUCUGGCCUCGGUUUCAGUACUCGGAUGCAAGGAAUGGCAACCAAGGAGUUCAGUGGAGGAUGGAGAAUGAGACUAGCACUAGCUCGAGCUCUCUUCACUCAACCGGACCUCCUCUUGCUUGACGAACCUACUAACAUGUUGGAUAUCAAGGCUAUCAUUUGGUUAGAGCAGUAUUUACAGAGCUGGCCGACAACACUACUGGUAAUCUCUCACGACUUCAGUUUCCUAGACGCAGUAGCUAACAUGAUCUUCCAUCUCCACUCUGCGAAGAUAGACACCUACAGGGGAGACUUCCAAACUUUCCUCAAGUCUAAGACUGAGAAGUUGAAAGCCCAACAAAGCGAAUACGAAGCACAACAAGCUGAACGAGCUCACAUCCAGGCGUUUAUAGACAGAUUCAGAGUGAAUGCUAACAGAGCAGCCCUGGUGCAAAGUAAGAUCAAGAUGUUGGAGAGGAUGCCAGUGUUGAGGGCUGUGGAGCCGGAGAAGGAGGUGGUGUUUAAGUUCCCUGAUGUGGAUAACAACCUAGCUCCUCCCAUUCUCCGUCUGGAAGCAGUUACAUUCCAUUACUCGCCCGAGUGCCCUAUGUUUAAGAAAAUAGACAUUUCCGCUGACAUGGAUUCUAGAAUCUGUCUUGUUGGUGAUAACGGAGCGGGUAAAUCAACUUUGUUGAAACUUUUAAUCAAAGAGCACGAGCCAUUGGACGGUUACUCGUUCCACCACCGGCACUUGAGGGUGGGCUACUUUAGUCAGCAUUUUGUGGAUCAGUUGUUGAUGGACGAUUCUCCAGUAAGCUUCAUGGGAUCUAAGAUGCCCGGCACUAGCUCGGAACAGUGCAGGAGGUUAUUGGGAAGGUUCGGUAUAUCUGGGGAGAUAGCUAUGAGACCUAUUAGUACGCUCAGUGGGGGUCAAAAAAGCAGGGUAGCGUUUGCAGUUUUAUGUGCCAAAGAGCCUAAUUUCCUUGUACUUGACGAACCUACGAAUCAUUUAGACAUGGAGACUAUAGAAGCACUUGGGGCGGCAAUAAAGGCGUAUAAAGGAGGAGUAGUGAUGGUUUCUCACGACGAGCGACUCAUAUCCAUGGUGUGUACCAUGUUGUGGUGGUGUCACGACCACAAUGUUAGUGUGUUGGAGGGAGGCAUCAGGGAGUACCGCCGUCUUAUGGAGCUGGAACUCAAGAACUAGAGAGAAAAUGAUGAAACUGACGUGGGAGAAUGUUGAAAGUGAUCCUCAAGUUGGGACUUUUUGAUCGUCAAGUUGAGACUCUGACCAUCGAGUUGGGAUUCUCUGAUCGUGCUUGCUCCUGUUUUUAUCUGUUUGAAUUGUCAUUGAAUAAACUAAUGAAGUUGAAAUUGAUGUGCAUAUUUCUGUAGAUGUAUAAACCUUUUUUUUAUUUGGGC
This is a messenger RNA of Bolinopsis microptera, 2351 nucleotides long. RefSeq names its product ATP-binding cassette sub-family F member 3-like. The transcript is spliced from 11 exons. Lineage: Eukaryota; Metazoa; Ctenophora; Tentaculata; Lobata; Bolinopsidae. Bases 37 to 2136 code for a protein of 699 amino acids. Gene Ontology annotation, molecular function: ATP hydrolysis activity; ATP binding. The record is from RefSeq and is a predicted model, not a curated record.